Messenger RNA from Zea mays, 3149 nucleotides. RefSeq names its product ATP binding protein. The record is from RefSeq and is a predicted model, not a curated record. Bases 326 to 2674 code for a protein of 782 amino acids. The transcript has 11 exons. NCBI's taxonomy places the organism in Eukaryota, Viridiplantae, Streptophyta, Magnoliopsida, Poales, Poaceae. Gene Ontology annotation, molecular function: microtubule motor activity; microtubule binding; ATP binding. Gene Ontology annotation, biological process: microtubule-based movement; microtubule depolymerization. Gene Ontology annotation, cellular component: microtubule.
AUUUUUUUUUUAUAAAAAUGCCAGACAGCCAGCCUCCUCCCUCGCAGCCUCCCAGGCCCCCCAACUCUCUUCCUCCUCUCCCUCCCCACACCAAUUCCCAUUCCCAAUUCGCCCUCCUCAAAUCCGGCGCCCGCAUUCCCGACCACCCCGCAGAUCUGGGAUCCGCCACCGCCGGAUCCCUCGCUGCCCGCGGCGCCCCGGGACGCGCGUGAUCCUACCCACAACCGUCAAGUUGGCGCCCCAGCGAAGGUCGCAGCGCCUCUCCGGCGGCGGCGCGGGCUCCGCCGCCGCGCAGCCGCCCGGAGCCUCCGGCGCACAGGCAGCGAUGGGUGACUCAGGCGACGCCGUCAUGGCGCGCUGGCUGCAGUCCGCGGGGCUGCAGCACCUCGCGACCUCCUCCGCCGCUGGUGCUGGCGGUGCCGACUACCGCGGUGGGAUGCCUGGGCUUGGGGGCGCUGGCGCGGGGAGCAUGCUGUCGAGCCUGCUCAUGCAGGGCUAUGGGCCAGAAUCGGUUGAAGAAAAGCAUAGACUUUAUACUCUUCUAAGAGGUUUAAAUUUUAACGGAGAGUCUGCACCCACAUCAAUGUCUGAGCCUUACACACCAACGGCUCAGAGCUUUGGUGGUGGGAACCCUGUGGAGGGGUUUUAUUCACCUGAACUUAGAGGGGAACUUGGUGCUGGACUUCUAGACCUUCACGCUAUUGAUGAUACUGAGCUUCUGUCUGAGGAUGUAGCAUCGGAACCAUUUGAGCCAUCACCUUUUAUGCCAAAGGAUAUUGAUGAUGAUGAUGAGGACGUGAUAUCAGGGAGUCAACAAGCACCAUUAGAUAAUUAUGGUUUAGUGACCAGUGAAAAAGAGAGCACUACUAGAGAAAAUAAUGUUGCAAAGAUUAAAGUAGUGGUAAGGAAAAGACCUUUGAACAGAAAGGAGCUAUCUCGAAAGGAAGAAGACAUCAUAACCGUGCAUGAUUCAUCAUGUUUGACAGUAUACGAGCCUAAGCUGAAGGUGGAUUUGACAGCUUAUGUGGAGAAGCAUGAAUUUUGUUUCGAUGCUGUCCUGGACGAACAUGUUUCCAAUGAUGAGGUUUACCGUGAAACAGUUGAGCCCAUAAUUCCAAUUAUAUUUCAGAGAACAAAAGCAACAUGUUUUGCUUAUGGUCAAACAGGCAGUGGCAAGACAUACACAAUGCAACCUUUGCCUCUGAGAGCUGCACAAGACAUGGUUCGUCUAUUGCACCAACCUGUCUAUCGGAAUCAGAAUUUUAAGUUGUGGCUUAGCUAUUUCGAAAUAUAUGGUGGGAAACUCUUUGAUCUUCUAUCUGACAGAAGGCAACUAUUGAUGAGGGAAGAUGGCAAGAAACAAGUUUGCAUUGUUGGUCUACAGGAAUUUGAGGUUUCUGAUGUUCAGAUUGUCAAGGAAUAUAUUGAAAGAGGGAAUGCAGCCAGGAGCACAGGGUCAACAGGGGCCAAUGAGGAAUCAUCAAGGUCACACGCUAUUCUGCAACUGGCUGUGAAGAAGCAUAUCAUAGUAAAAGAUACCAGGAGACAGAGAGAUCGUGAUGCUAAUGAAGCUAAAAAUACAAAGGCUGUGGGGAAAAUAUCAUUUAUUGAUCUUGCUGGAAGUGAGCGUGGUGCUGAUACUACUGAUAAUGAUAGACAGACAAGGAUUGAGGGAGCAGAGAUAAAUAAAAGUCUGUUAGCUCUUAAGGAAUGCAUUCGAGCUCUUGAUAAUGAUCAGAUACACAUUCCUUUCAGAGGAAGCAAACUUACAGAGGUUCUUCGUGAUUCAUUUGUUGGUAACUCUAGGACGGUGAUGAUUUCUUGCAUUUCUCCAAACGCAGGCUCAUGUGAACACACACUAAAUACCUUGAGAUACGCUGAUAGGGUCAAAAGUCUUUCCAAGGGUGGAAACACAAGAAAAGAGCAGCCCACAGGACCAACUACCACUUCUAGCCGGGAGUCUUCGUCAGCUCCAUCAUAUUCAUUGCCUGCUGAAGCUGAAGAAAUUCCUAACCAGAUUCAAGAGAAGAGACCAGUUGAUACUUAUCGGAAAGGCACUGAAAAUUUUACCUCCAACCCUUCCGCGGAGCCUGAUAGAAAUUCCUUCAGUAUGGUUCCAAAUUAUUCUAAUAAAGGGAGAGAAGACAAUGGUGCAGCAUCUGGUAAUGAUAGGGAGAGGUAUGAUUUGAAGUCCACCCAAACUGCUUACACUAGUAAGGCACAGUUGGUUCAGAAUUCAACAAACACACAGGAGGAGAAAGUCACAAAAGUCUCACCUCCUCGGAGAAAGGCUUAUAAAGAAGACAAAUCUGAUCGGCAGGGCAACUACGUGAAAAAGGAUAAUGGUCCUGAGACAGGUCGGACUGGGUAUAAGAUACAACAGGCAAAGCAGCUGCAACAGCAGCAAAGGCCAACAUCUGCUUCAGCUUCGUCAAGGCAAUCUGAAAAGGAAAGUUCUUGUGAUGAUGUAGAAAUUGAUGCAAUUCUUGAGGAAAUGAACCUUUUGGCAGAAGUUGAUCAACCAGGUAGCCUGAUUGACAACUACGUGACCCAACUGAGCUUUCUGCUGUCACGCAAGGCUGCAGGCUUGGUCAGCCUCCAAGCACGCUUGGCACGGUUCCAGCACCGGCUCAAAGAGCAAGAGAUCCUUAGCCGCAAGAAACCUCCCAGAUAGUAUGAUGAUCAGCAAUGACUCUGUCCUUGUGCCUUGUAAUCUGAUUGCUUGGAGCUCAGUUGUGGUCCAUCAGCUGUUUUUUACGUGUGCGCUCCAGUAAAUUCUAUAGCCCCAAGCAGGCCAAGACAUGUGGGAGUGGCUUAGGGCGGUCUUGAUGUCGAGGGCGUGGUCCUGGUUGAUAUCACCUGACACUUUUUGUCAGGGCCGAUAACCAGUUUGGUAAUAGUCCUUUUUCUAUACAGUGGGGCUGCUUGGGUGUGGUUGUUUUUGGCUUGCCCACUUUUACCUUUGUUUUCUUUUUCACAUAUUGUACGAGGGAAAGCUGGAACUGGGAUUUUGCAGAUAUCAGUGGGUCGAUUUUCGCUGGAGGGGUCUGCGGAAACAGAUACAUUGUUGUCGUAUAUUCAUUACUGAUAUUAUUUGCAUUGCGGAAGGAAAAGGAUGUGUGAAUGGUGAAACACUUGAAAUUGCCUUU